AUGAACUCAGUAGAGCUUAGUCUGCAAGUACUCGUAGACUUAAAAAUGGUGAAAAUUUUAUUUUUGUCUUUCUUUGCAUUUGUGGCACAAUGUUGUGGAGUAACUCAACCCAUAAUACGUAAUACACAAGCUGAAGGAUGCAUAGGAGAUAAAUGUGGAAUGAUUUGCUCGUGGGAAGAUGUAAAACUUUUUCCUGGUGAAACUUUACUUUACCGCCCAGGAAAAUGUCAUAAGUUGUAUUGCACAUUUGGUUUUGAUAUUCGUAUGACUGCUUGUUCAUUUGACACUUCUCCUGUUUGGAUUGUAAAACCAGGUGAUGCAAGAAUAGUUGAAGGUUCAAAUGCUACAGUUGAAUGCAAAGCUGAUGGUCUACCUCAGCCACAAGUUUUGUGGAAAAAAGGAGUUGACGUAGACAGUUUGUUAUACACACCACCAGAUAAGGUCUGGGGAUUAACAGAGGAUGAUACAAAUGUUCGAGUUGAAAACGGAACUUUGAUAUUUGAGAACAUUCAGAAAGCCAAUGAAGGAUAUUAUCUUUGUACUGCAAAAAACGGAAUUGAGCCUGAUAUAUCAACAAUUAUAUACAUUUAUGUACGAGGAUAUCCAAAAUUUUCCUUGGAAGUCAAAAAUCAAACUGCAAGAUAUGGAGAAUCAGCAGUUCUUCAUUGUGAAGCAACAGGAGAUUAUCCAAUUGAUUUAAGAUGGUAUAAAGAUAAAGUUCCUUUAACUUAUGAAGCAGAAUAG
This is a messenger RNA of Clunio marinus, 744 nucleotides long. Lineage: Eukaryota; Metazoa; Arthropoda; Insecta; Diptera; Chironomidae. The record is from the annotation of a GenBank genome assembly.